GAGCAGGCUGGGGAAUCCCGCCUAAGGGAAAAAUCUGAAACUGAAAUUGAGAAAGUUUCUCUCGGCAUUUCCCAAUCCCAGACAACAUGAGCAUGAGCAUGAGCAUGAGCACUCCCAUGGAGAUUGCCGAGCCAAACCCUAUGCUGGAGGAGGCUUCGAUUAUCACUCUUCCCAACGCUUCCAUGGAUGUCUCCUCUCACCAAAAUCACACUCAAUCAAUAACGACCAUCCCGGAGCAAACAGCCGUCGCAGACCCAAUCGCUUCACCCAGUCCUCCGCCUCCUCCUCCUCCUCCCCCUUGCCUCCACGAGAACAAAUUCCUCGUAUCUGUGGAGGUCUGCUUAAAGCCUUCAAGCACGGCUCGUCUAGAGGAUGUGCGGAGAGCUGUAGAACGGAUGCUGGAAAACAGGAGCAUGAGCUAUGCAGAUGGGCUGGUUUUGAUUCCUUCUGACGACUUGUUUCUUGUUCAAAAUGUGCAAAGAAUAUGCAUUUGUGAUACAGAGGAAUGGGUGAAAAACAAUGAUGUUCUCUUGUUCUGGCAAGUGAAGCCAGUUGUCCACGCCUUUCAGCUCAUUGAAGAAGGACCAUGUGAGGACUUGUGCGCAGAUGGGCAACCUGCUAGCUUUAAUGAAUGGAUUCUACCCGCAAAAGAGUUUGAUGGCUUAUGGGAAAGCCUAAUAUAUGAAUCUGGACUUAAGCAAAGGUUACUACGUUAUGCUGCAAGUGCGUUGCUGUUUACCCAAAAGGGUGUAAAUCCAAAUCUCGUUUCAUGGAAUAGGAUUAUUCUUCUGCACGGACCACCAGGGACCGGUAAAACAUCUCUUUGCAAAGCGUUGGCUCAAAAGCUUUCAAUUCGGUGCAACUCCAGAUAUCCACAUUGCCAAUUGAUUGAAGUCAAUGCUCACUCUCUAUUUAGUAAAUGGUUCUCUGAAAGUGGCAAGCUGGUUGCCAAGCUUUUCCAAAAAAUCCAAGAGAUGGUGGAGGAAGAUGGCAAUCUAGUAUUUGUUUUGAUCGAUGAAGUUGAAAGUCUAGCUGCUGCUCGAAAAGCGGCUUUAUCUGGCUCAGAACCUUCAGAUUCUAUCCGGGUUGUGAAUGCACUACUCACCCAAAUGGACAAAUUGAAAUCUGCACCGAAUGUGAUCAUCCUUACAACAUCAAAUAUAACUGCUGCUAUUGAUGUUGCUUUUGUGGACAGAGCUGACAUAAAAGCUUAUGUUGGGCCUCCAACUCUUCAUGUUCGUUAUGAAAUAUUAAGGUCUUGUGUUGAGGAAUUAAUAAGUAAAGGGAUCAUCUCAAGUUUCCAGGGCUGUGAUGGACUCUCUAUUCCAAGCUUUUCAAGUUUGAAAGAAAAGGCAAAUGAAAGUGAGGUUCAUGAUACAAAUACAAUUCCGUGGUUCUGUAGACAGUUGAUAGAAGCUGCAAAAGGGUGUGAGGGUUUAAGUGGAAGAUCGCUGAGGAAACUUCCGUUUUUAGCGCACGCAUCACUUGCAGAUCCGUAUAGCAAUGAUGCAAGUAAUUUCUUGUGUACAAUGAUAGAGACAGCUAAGAGAGAGAAGUCUGAACUGCCUGAAUGACCAUUUUUGUUUUGUGUACUAAUAACAAUGUAGAUGGUUUAUUCAGAAAAGUGUUAAGUUGAUUAUUUGGUUAU
Messenger RNA from Capsella rubella, 1648 nucleotides. Its product is annotated as pachytene checkpoint protein 2 homolog. Gene Ontology annotation, cellular component: nucleus; chromosome. Bases 87 to 1574 code for a protein of 495 amino acids. The record is from RefSeq and is a predicted model, not a curated record. NCBI's taxonomy places the organism in Eukaryota, Viridiplantae, Streptophyta, Magnoliopsida, Brassicales, Brassicaceae. The transcript is spliced from 14 exons. Gene Ontology annotation, molecular function: ATP hydrolysis activity; ATP binding. Gene Ontology annotation, biological process: meiotic recombination checkpoint signaling; reciprocal meiotic recombination.